Molecule: messenger RNA, 1997 nt
Organism: Arachis stenosperma
Lineage: Eukaryota; Viridiplantae; Streptophyta; Magnoliopsida; Fabales; Fabaceae
Product: probable 3-beta-hydroxysteroid-Delta(8),Delta(7)-isomerase
Exons: 6
Coding region: 927-1592 (221 amino acids)
Biological process (GO): sterol biosynthetic process
Cellular component (GO): membrane; endoplasmic reticulum
Molecular function (GO): cholestenol delta-isomerase activity; steroid Delta-isomerase activity; C-8 sterol isomerase activity
Source: RefSeq, a predicted model, not a curated record
UUCCAGGGGAAGUGUGGAACCUCCCAGCCUCGUCUCUCUGCUCCGUCGUCGGCACUCGGCAGUCGCUCGCCCUUGCCCUCACCUCGUCUCUCCCCUCAUCUCGUCACUUCGUCGCCUCUCCACUCACCUUGUCACUAUCGGUCUCUCUCGGUCGCGGCCUCACGCCCUCACCCCGUCGCUCUAUCAGUCUCUCACCUCGUCGUCGUCGCGGUCCCGUGCUCCUUCCCUGUGUUCACUUCGUCGGUGGCAGAAAGCUCACAGAAGACAGAAAUCAAGCAGCAUCUCUGGCUCUGAAUCUGCUCCCUCAGGUUAGUCGGGUGGUGGUGGUCGUCUUCUUGGUCGCGGUCUAGGAAUCAGUUAUCCAGUGCUGUGGUCGAACUUGUAAACUGAAAUCUGAUUCUUCUGCUUCUUCUUCCUCUUCUGUGUGAACUGCAGUCCUGUUGAAUUCUGGAAAAUUGGUAGCUGCAUUCUCCAAUGCUGCAUUCUCCAAUGCUGCAUUCUCAUAAUCUGAUGCUGAAUUCUGAAAUUGCAGAGCCAUAAGUGUUGAAUUUUUUGCUUCUGGAGCUGUUGAAUUAUUGUUGAUUGGUUGAAAAGCUGAGGUUGAUUUGGCUUGAAUCUGAAAAAUUGGAGGCUGCUGGAGUCGUUGAUGAUCGUGCAAAGUUGCACAAAUUUUGGUGCAAAUUGUCUGAAUUUUUUCAAGUAUCUUGGUCCGUUUUAAACUAGUUUAAAAUUGAUCCCAAAUUAAGUUCGGUGAAUCAGCAUAAAAAUUUGAUGAUUGGGCUCAACCAGUGAUUAUCUCAUUCAAGUCUAAAUUGAUAAAUAUUGUCAACACCCUCAAAUAACAGCUAGACUAGUAAGUCCGAGUGUGCGCGUUCAUUCUCGUUCACACUCCCAUCGUUGAAGAAGAAGAAGAAAGUUUGAAGGAGAUGGAUUCAGAGGGUCAUCCCUACAGUCCAAGGGACUUGCACCUUCCCGGUUACGUUCCCUGCUCCCUCUCUCAGUCAAACAUUCUCUCUGUCUUCGCUUUCUUCACCUUCCUCCUCGUUUCUCUCACUUGGAUCUUCUCAGGGCGGCUACCUAAGAAAACAAAAACUGAUAGACUGUUGAUGUGCUGGUGGGCUUUUACGGGCCUCACUCACCUGAUUGUUGAAGGUUACUUUGUUUUUGCACCAGAGUUCUACAAGGAUAAGACUGGUUUCUACCUAGCUGAAGUUUGGAAGGAAUAUAGCAAAGGGGAUUCAAGGUAUGCUGGAAGGGAUGCAGGAAUUGUUAGUGUUGAAGGACUAACAGCGGUUUUUGGUGGUCCAGCUUCCCUUCUAGCAGUGUAUGCAAUAGCUACUGGAAAGUCAUAUAGCCACAUACUUCAAUUCGCCAUCUCAUUGAGCCAGCUAUAUGGAGUUGGUGUAUAUUAUAUAACAGCACUCUUGGAAGGUGACAAUUUUGCUGCAAGCAAAUUGUACUAUUAUGCGUACUAUAUUGGAGCAAAUGCUUCUUGGAUUGUAAUACCCUUGAUCAUAGCCAUCCGCAGCUGGAAGUAUACUUGUGCAGCAUUUAAGGGACAAGACCAGACAAAAAAACAUAAAGUUCGUUGACCAGGCUUUUUCAAGUUGUUAGUUAACAACGAUGUCAAUUAAUUGUGUCAAUCAAUUGGGGUGGAUGCAUGGUUGUUGAGUUAGUCAACAGGGUUUCAAGGAUUGGGUCAGUUAAAUUGUGUGAUCGAGUUAGGGAGAUAUGUCUCAAGAAUUGUGUCAAAUGAUUCUCUUAAACUACAUUUCUCGACAAUACAGGUCCUGAUUGUGAUUUGAGAAUUUGAUGUUUUUAGUUUUGAACUAUAUUUUUCCCCUUAUUAUUCACAUGAAAUUGAACGCUGGAAAAAAGCCCAUGCUAGAAGAUAUAAGCAUGGUGCUUCUGCUACCUGUAGCUAUAAUUGCUCCACCCAUUUCCAUUACUUUUGGAUAGAGAAAAUAUUUGUUAUCUUAUGCCAGAAUUUGAUCUUA